Molecule: messenger RNA, 3802 nt
Organism: Melopsittacus undulatus (budgerigar)
Lineage: Eukaryota; Metazoa; Chordata; Aves; Psittaciformes; Psittaculidae
Gene: CDR2
Product: cerebellar degeneration related protein 2
Exons: 5
Coding region: 215-1588 (457 amino acids)
Source: RefSeq, a predicted model, not a curated record
AUCGCGGGGGGACGGUGGGCGGGUGGUUGUAGCUUGCCACGUUGCCGCCGGCAGCCUCGCACAGCUCGACCAGAAGGGGGAGAGGUUCGGCAAAGUCCGGAAACGCUCGGCAAUGGCCGGAGGCGGCUUUUAAGGAGAGGAGCGGCAGCCGGCUCGCCCUGCCCCGCCGCCGCUCGGCGCGGGGAAACUCGCUGGCGUGAGCGCUGCGGCCGCGAUGCUGACCGACAGCCUGGUGGAGGAAUUCGAGAUCCGAGAGGAUGAGCCCUGGUACGACCAGCAGGACUUGCAGCAAGAUCUUCACCUUGCUGCUGAGCUUGGUAAGACACUCCUGGACCGUAACACUGAACUAGAAGAAUCUUUACAGCAAAUGUAUGCCACAAAUCAAGAACAACUGCAGGAGAUUGAGUACCUCACAAAGCAAGUGGAGCUCUUGCGUCAGAUGAAUGAUCAGCAUGCCAAAGUCUAUGAGCAGCUGGAUGUGACAGCAAGAGAGCUGGAAGACACCAAUCAAAAACUAGUGGCAGACAGUCGAGCUUCCCAACAAAAGAUACUAAGUUUGACAGAGACAAUUGAAUACCUGCAGACACACAUAGAUGACCUGCAACGACAAGUAGAAGAACUAAAAAAGCCUGGGCGAGGCCGGAUGAACCAUGAGAGAUCUGACCAGCCAAGAUCAAUGCAUAGUUUCUCAUGUUUGAAGGAGCUGUAUGAUCUUCGCCAGUAUUUUGUUUAUGACCAUGUGUUCGCAGAAAAGAUUACUUCAAUGGAUAAUCAGCUAAGUCCUCUAGAAGAAGAAAAUGAGAACUUAAAAAAGGCAGUUACAGUUCUGCAAGCUCAACUGAACCUAGAAAAAGAGAAGAGGGUAACAAUGGAAGAGGAAUAUAGUCUUAUGGUAAAAGAAAAUUGUGAUCUUGAACAGAGGCUUGCUGAUAUAGACUUGUAUCGGGCUCGGGCAGAGGAGUUGGAAGUGGAAGUAGCUGAAAUGCGACAAAUACUUCAGUCUGAAAACACAUUACAUAAAACAGAGAAAUUGGUGCCAGAAUCCUUUUUCAUUUCAUUCAAGGAGCCUCUAGAAAGGGAGCUUGGUCAGAGCCCAGCAGAUGAUGGGCUUCUGAGUGUAUCAGAGUUUGAGAAGAAGGCGCUGAAACGGAGCAGCAGUGAAACCUUCCUGAGCAGUGCUGCAGGGGGAGACAUUCUAAGGGACCACGAAGAAACAUGUAUUAGAAGAGCUGAAGCUGUGAAGCAACGAGGAGUCUCUGUACUUAAUGAAGUUGAUGCUCAGUAUAAUGCUCUAAAGGUGAAGUAUGAGGAGCUUUUGAAGAGGUGUCAAAUGGCUGAAGAUUCUUUGAAAAACAAGGCUGUACAAACACCGAAGCAGUAUUCCAAAGACCUAACUGUGGGGAAUACCCAGUAUGAUCUUCUAACUAGCAACCAAGAAUUCACAAAUGUGGAGUUAAGUGACUCUCCCACAAAUGCUCUUCCUGAAUAUAAAGCACUCUUCAAGGAAAUUUUUAGCUGUAUCAAAAAAACAAAGGAAGAAAUAGAUGAACACAGAGCUAAGUACAAGUCCCUCUCCUCUCAGCCGUAACAUUGGACAUGCUGAUGAUCUGUUUUCUGUUGACAACUAAUCUGUUAGUCAAGAAGGGGAAAAACUUUACACUGAUGUCAGAAAGCCCCUUAUACAGUGUAUUUCUUGAGCACUCAAAAUGAAUGUUUUGAAUUGGCUUGUAGGCCUGUAGUUAACAAUCUAGUUAAUUAACAGCUAGUCUCCCUAUACCUACGUAGCAAUAGGUUAAAUGUUGUUUAGCACUGUCACACAAACUAGUGGUUGUAAAGCAAGCAAACAUCAUAGCUUAAUACUACACUACUACUUCACACUACACUUAAUCUCUGGCCAGAGCAGUUAACUGACUCUAGUUUCCUUAGUCCACUUAAAAAGUAACAGAGCUAAGAAAUCUGGGCUCUCACAAGGAGCCAAACUAAAGCUUUCCUUUGGUUUACACUGAUGAUCUAGCCCUGUAACUAUGUCUCUGUGGAAAAUAAGUAAAACCAAAGCCCAUGACCAAUGUCCUGGGCAGCCUCUCCUCAGUUCUUGAGAAUGAAGGUAGCAGUCUAGCUGAGCUUGCUUUGGCAGGGAGGUGGAGAGCUGGCACAGCAGCCUCAACUGUACUUGGUUUAAGCUAGUACCAUGUCUUCAUGUGCACUAAGCUCUCCCCCAGUUAGUAUAAAAGUCUUCCUUCCAAAAAGGAUUUGAUAUAAAGUUUGUGUGGCUUUUUAGGUAUGGUUUCUUAUGUAGGGCACUUUGUCUGAAGGCAAGAUACUGUGAAUUGAUGAUGUAUGCUAUUUGGGACCUACUGUUCUUUGGUGGAAUGUCUGCAAAGUACAUUUUUAUGUGUAUUUGGUAAGAUAGAAAGUUGCAAUUUAGCUAUUUAACUUUAGGAGUAGUAGUGAUGUAGUGGGAUAGCUUUUAAUCUUACAUACCACAAACUCUAAGUGCUUGAAGGAGACAGGCCAGGUGAAAACUUAUCACAUUGUUUUGUCUCUUGCUACCAGUGGCAGCUUCUGUGGAUGAUUCCAUGCUGCCUGGGGGGUGGGAGGAUGGACACAACUCUGCCAGAACCCAUCUUGCUGAAAACAGGGGACCAUGCUCUUGUUCUUCCUCCCCUUCUCCACUCCCUAAUAAUAAUCUAUAUAUACUGAAAUUCUGAAAAACAAAGACCAUGAAGGGUAUUCUUUAAAACUGGUUCAAAAUCCUACGAAAACGAAGGUUAAGAGAAUGAAAGGUGACAUCCUUUUCCUUAUUAAAGGUUGCUGUGAUACACCAAACUAUUGACAAAGAAUGUAGACAAUUUCUCAAUGUUGGUUCAACUGCUGCUGUUGCAGUUUGCCUUAUGUUGCACCCUGCUGAGCUUGUGGAUAGCUGUCCUUCAGCUGCAGUAUUAAGACUUUGUUUUGUGGGAGUUUCUCUAAAAUAUGUACUGCGUUUUGAGGAUUAUUUAAAAAUGGGAAUCUGAUUCUUGUAUUUUUCUAAGCAUAGAAAUAAUUCUGCCAAGCCAAGUGUGUAGCUAGUAAUUACACCCAUGUGUGCCAGUAGGGAACCAGUAAACUAGUUGAAGAUGGCACCUGUGUUAUCUACUCUUGCAUCUUUCCCAAGUGGCUCAAAUGGAGUUUGUAUAAAAUACAGCUGUAUUUUAUAAAGGUUAUGUCACAGAGAAAAGGACAGGCCUAUCUAGGAUGGAAAUCUGGCGGGAUUGAAGUAGAUUCUCCUCAGUGUUGUGGUGUUUGUCAGUGCUGUUCAAAAAGAAGGGGAAACCCCCAAAAAAGGCAGAAAAACUGCUGUUUCUGCCAUCAGGUUAACUGUAUUGUCACUGUUUCCUUAACACUUGUAUCUGUAUCACCUGGAGGUCUGCCCUGAUUCAGGUAUGGGGAAGCAGUAACCCUACAUGAGAAAAGUAUGGCAUGUUACUCAUGAACCUUUUACUGCUCCCUCCUCACUGCUUUAGGGGAAGGGGGAUCCACACCUGCUGGACUAGAGGACAAGUAGAAUUCACAUUUUGGUGAAAUGGGUGAUCUCCAGUGGGUUGUUACUGUUGGCUAAUUUUGAGUACUUUAUAUACACCAUUUUUAUGCUUUAAAAUUACCAAAAAUGUCCUCUGCUUUCCACAGAACUACUUGACUCUUGUGCAGUGUAACUUCCCCUUGGCUACCUGUGCUGGUGCUUGGCUCUGGCUGUACUGUACUUCAACCUUAACUGUACAUAUUAUACAAUAAAAAACUCCAAGGCCGGGCUCUGCUUUCAUAA